Messenger RNA from Paramecium primaurelia, 1123 nucleotides. NCBI's taxonomy places the organism in Eukaryota, Ciliophora, Oligohymenophorea, Peniculida, Parameciidae. The record is from the annotation of a GenBank genome assembly.
AUGCAAUCAGAUCCAUAUAAUUGGCCAUUUCCAAAUAGAAAUGAUUUAAUGAAUCUAUCUACCAUAAGUAUGAAUUAUUGAAUAAAUGAGAAAAUUAAAAGAGAGAGUUUAUUUAUGAUAAUAGAGCAUAAUCAACUAUGUCAAUAGAAGGCAUUGAUGGAGCUGCUCCUAAAUUAAAGCCUUAUCAAUAUAUCAAUAAAGAAUAAUUUUGCAAUCGAGAUGAUGAUAUUCCAGGAACUAAAUCUAGACCUUUAAUCAGAUAUACAAACAGAUCAGAUAAUCAAUUAAUGAUUGAUGAUAUUAAAGGAACACGUCCAUAAAUCUGUAAAUUUUAGACUAAUCGUUAACCAAUCGAUCCCCUUGAACCAAUUUACAAAAUUCCCUCUUAUGAAUAGGCUGAACCUUAUAAUCCUAAAUUUAUUAGAGAUAGCUAUAAUGUCACUGAUAUUGAAGGAACUUAGCCAUCAAUAAUUAAUCCAAGAUUAAAAAAAUAACCAAUCCCUUUGCCUGAUAUUGAAGGCUCACAUUCAAAAUAAUUACAUGUAUAAAAAGGUAUAAGUCUUUCUUUUACUAAAUUUCUAGAUGGUGUUAAUUCCCUAUUAGUCAAAGAUAUUAACAAUGAUAUGAUACAUAAAUACAUAAGAAAUACAAAUCCAAUUGAACCAGUCUAUACUCAUAGAGAUGAAGAUGGGUAUUAAGAAUUCUUAAUUUAGAAAGAAAAUCGAAAUAGGUUUUGUUGAAGGCAGUAAAACAAAGUAACUGCAUCCAAUAACUAUAAAUAAAAGUGCAUCCUCUACUCUAGUUACCUAAGAUAUUAUUGGUGCAUAAGCAGGAUCUCAUUCUUAACAUUUUUUAAGAUCCAGUGAUAGAAAAGAUUAUAGAUAAAUUAAUAAUGUCUAAGACAUUGAAGGUGUAUAAGCAGGAUCACUUAAAAAGGGAAUUGUGAGUAAAAGAUAUACAAAUCCUUUGAUGCCAGCCUACUAAAUGCCUGGAAAUGCUGAAUUAUAGUAAUAUUAUCUUUAAUUUCAGUUCCACAUAACCAAAAAGUGUUUUCUCAAAGAAUGCCAGUAAUUAAAUGUUUACUAAUGCUUAAAAAAUGGAUAAAUUUUUAUCACUAGGAUGA